Messenger RNA from Thamnophis sirtalis, 729 nucleotides. NCBI's taxonomy places the organism in Eukaryota, Metazoa, Chordata, Lepidosauria, Squamata, Natricidae. The record is from RefSeq and is a predicted model, not a curated record.
UACGCUAUAUCAAUUUCUUUCCAUGCAGGAUCUAUGAUUUGGCUAGAUACUUCAAACAUCACCUACACCAAGUGGUUCCAAGAUCCACCCUCAGCUUUUGCAUCAUCCUGCGGCUAUAUCCUGAAGAACGCUCAGUACCAGUGGGGAGUAACUGAGAAUUGUAGCCAGGAGUUUGAUUUUAUUUGUGAAUUUGAAUCAGGCCACAGCGUUGCUUGUGAAAACUCCAACGCCACCGUGCAGUGUGGGUCAGGAGAAGUCAUCCAGAUCGGAGAGAGCUUCUAUGGGCGGAAAACUCCUCACUACUGUGUCCUCGAGACUCCCCUGCAGUUUGAUGACGAAGAUGAGUGCAGUUGGAUUAGCGUGAAAGAUGAAGUUGCAGGAGAGGACCUCUCCCUGGCAGAGGAGAUCCCUUGUUCAAAGUAUCAGGUGGCUUUCAAUCACUCGUGCUACGAAUUUGUGAGACUCCAACGCACAUUCACAAGUGCCCAGAGCUGGUGCGAGAGAGGAGGUGGCCAUUUGGCCUUUAUUGGGAAUGAAGAGACUCAAACAUUCUUGGAGGGACACCUCUCUGAAGACAAGGAGUGGUGGAUCGGUAUAACCUACACCUCUUCAAAUGAAACUAAUGAAGGUAUUCCAAGCUUUCUGAACUAUCAUCCCUGUAGUCCCUACUACGCCCGACAUAUCCAGAUUUCACAACCUAGCAAAGCUCUUGAAGACUAUUCAGACUAA